GGAACAAGAGACUGGCCAUUGGAUGAGCGCAUCUGACAUCCCUAAAGGGACCCUGGAUGCUGCGAGACACAGACGUGCCGAGCACCAGCGCUGUUCCUCCAACAUCCGAGAGCGGAAACGCAAUCAAGUAGGUCAUUCACGCAUAGAUACGCACGCAUGCACCCCCUCCCCUCCAUCUCUCUCUCAUACACACACACUGAACAUCACUGAUGACUGAACACACACACCAGCUCCUGGCUCCUCAUGCGCCAGCGGCUUCCUUCAGGAGCACACAAAGAAAGCCGAAAACAGUCAGCCGGACUGCACAAACGGACUCUGCUUUUUCCACGAGUGCAGGAUGUAACGCAGCGUGCAGUUCAGAGCUGGAGUGCUGAGGAAACUCUUUUUUUUGUGAUAUAACAUCAUGCUUUUUUAGAUGCUCAGCAGACGAGGGAUGAAUUUCUAGCCGGGUUGAGAUCAGGACGCGGCGUUUGGAUGCAGGAACAUGAGGGAGAGAGACAGCAGGGCACCAGCAGUGCCCAAGUGGGGGUUCUCCCAGCGGGACGGGGCAGUGGGACGGGUGGCGCUCCGGUGGAGGACAUGCAGGCGCUGUCAAUCACGUCUCUCUCCGCAUCAGAGCUGGAACAGCAGUAUGAGCUGAUCAGUCCUUUAGGGAAGGGCACCUACGGCAAAGUCGAUUUGGUGGUGCAUCGGACACAGGGUACUAAACUGGCUCUGAAGUACGUGAGUAAGAACAAGACGAAGUUGCGUAGUUUUCUGCGUGAGUACAGCCUGACGGCCGCGCUGGGCUGCAGCCCGUUUAUCAUCAAAGUUCUGAACGUGCCGUUUGAGACGGAGGACAGCUAUGUGUUCGGACAGGAGUACGCGCCUGCGGGAGAUCUGUUCGACAUCAUCCCACCUCAGGCCGGUUUGCCGGAGGAGAUGGUCAAGCGCUGCGUUCAGCAGCUGGGUUUGGCUCUGGACUUCAUGCACAGCAAGAGUCUCGUCCAUCGGGACGUGAAGCCAGAAAACGUUCUGCUUUUCGACCGCGAGUGUCGACGUGUGAAAUUGGCAGAUUUAGGAAUGACACGGCGGGCAGGAAGCCGGAUCAAGCGGAUCAGCGGCACCAUCCCAUACACCGCCGCCGAGGUGUGCCAGGCCUCGGUAUCGGAGGGAAUCGUCGUGGCAACGACCCAGGACGUGUGGGCAUUCGGAGUUCUGCUGUUCUGCAUGCUGACGGGAAACUUUCCGUGGGAAGCGGCGUUGCCUAGCGACGCAUUCUUUUCGGAAUUUCAGCGAUGGCAGCGGGGGGCGUUUCCUCCCGGCGUUGUUCCCUCCCAAUGGCGGCGGUUUUCAGAUGAUGCAUUGCGAAUGUUUGGCCGGCUGUUGGCAUUGGAGCCGGAGCGGCGCUGUGGGGUUAAAGAGGUGUUCUACUUCCGAUGCUCUGCCCACAGACAUGCAGAGCCCUCUCCGCCUUCAGGCACUUCCUGUCUACGCCCCACCCCCCUCAAACGUAGCAUCCUGUCCGAACCGCAUUCUUCUAGGGAGGAGUCCUCCAAAAGCCCGUCGCCCAACCGCCAAGACAAGAGCAAAGUGAUGAUGACCACUCCUAUUGAGAUUUGUGUAUGAAGCCAAAACUGGAUAUAGCCGCAAAAAAGGUAGCAAUAUUACUUCAGAACUACUAAUGGGAAAAUGUUUGCACAGGAACGUCAGCGUAUUUCAUAAUGGAAGUUAGAAUAGUAAUAGAACUGCCGUAAAUGUAGAUCUAGCAAAACUAUUACAUGGUGACUUUGAAACCUCGCUAAUUUAGAGUAAAAGACAUAGCUUUGGUAGGUCACUUUAGC
Sinocyclocheilus anshuiensis is the source of this 1823-nucleotide messenger RNA. RefSeq names its product serine/threonine-protein kinase SBK1-like. Gene Ontology annotation, biological process: protein phosphorylation. Gene Ontology annotation, molecular function: ATP binding; protein serine/threonine kinase activity. NCBI's taxonomy places the organism in Eukaryota, Metazoa, Chordata, Actinopteri, Cypriniformes, Cyprinidae. The record is from RefSeq and is a predicted model, not a curated record.